CUCUCCUUUCUGCUCCUGCUCCCCUCCUCCUCCCUCCUGCUCAUAGAAACUCCUCAGCUCAGUCAGCAGUGCUUCAGACGCGCUCACUGGCGCACACACGGGUUUCCUGUCGGGCACAGUUUACUCUGCGGCUCCAACUCUGGCUUCACAAAAUUUAUUUGGCUUCGAUACCAUGCUGGAUUAAGCUCAUUAACUUUUGUUGAAGUUUAUUUUCCAACGGCGCAGGUAUAAUGACCGCAUUCUGCAACAGAUCGACUGAUUAGAGGGGUGAGAUCAGUUUUCAGCAGGGCAGCAGUGUUUGCACUGUGACUUGUAGGUUGUGACACAGAUAGUGAAGAGGACACAGACACUUGAGGACCAUGGAUUUUGGCAAUGAUGUGGAUCUGUCCAACAAUAACAUCACUCCUUUGUGGAAACGCCGCACAGACUCAAACAAACCCAAAUCACGACCCCUCAGCUACCACACAAAUGGGGUCAUGACAACGGACUUCCCCGUGGAGGACAAUAAGGGCUCUUUUACCUUGAGCCAACCUGCUGAAAGACUGGUGGUCACACCUCCGUGUUCGGGCAAGAACACUGCGGUGUUAAAACAUGUUUUACACAAACCAUCUAGGAAAUCCCGAGUUGUUCGAAGCAUCAGCAUUGGGCACCUCUCCAAUGGACGCUUCUCCCUGCCCAAAUUUAGGUCUGAAGACAAAUCAGCCUCACUGGACAACAGAGUGUGUAAUGGUGAAUGUGACAGGGGUAAAACCAGUAAUGGAGUGACAGUUUGGCCUGACAAGUGUGCCCAGGAUCCCCAAAAAGUCAUGUCCAGUCCCUUCAGUCUGAGCUUGCAGAAAGACAAGAUAGCUUUGGGGUCAUCCACACCUGAAGCUGCUUCUCUUCACAAUUCCUCUCCUGUUCUGUGUCCUCCACACACCCCAAAUAACAACAGCUAUAACAACAGCCACCAUGAACUAUCCUCCCUUUCAUCUACAUCCAGCCCGUCUCCCCCUGCCCGCCGUACCCCUACCCCCUCCCAUAGCUCCACCUCAAGCAUCCCCUCCCUCUCAUCCCUCACCUCCUCAGACCCCCCGACCCCGCGCUCCCCGUCGCCAGCAGACAGUAGGCAGACUCUCGUCAGACAGUCCUCAUCCUCGUCUGCCUCCUCACAAGAAACCAGGCAUGCCUCUUCCCCCUCCUCCAUGUCCUGCACCUCACCCUCACCCUCUCUUUCCCCAUCAAUCUCUCCCUCUCCUUCCAUCGUCCUCAGCACCCACAGCCCGGCUGCCCUGAAGAUGGGCACCAAUCAACUUAUUCCCAAGGGCUUAGCGUCAGAUAUUCGGCAGAGCAAGGCACCUACUUCUGGGCCACAAGGUCAUGGUUUGGCAGGGUUGCUGGGGCUCGAUACUUCCAAGCGAGCAUUGAAAACUCUUAGCAUGGUGGACACAGGAAGCUACUUUGGUACUGGAGGGGGGCAUGGGGAGGGGACUGAUGCGGAAAGUGAGAGCCCAGGGACACUAAGGAGAGGACUGAGGAGUACAUCCUAUAGGAGGGCUGUUGUGAGCGGAGUGGAUAUUGAGGUCCCAUCCAUAUGUCCCGAGGCUCACCAGCUGUCCCAGCCUGUCAUCAAAGGACUAGAAGGGAAUAAUCUGGAUUCACCAGAUAGCCCAGGCAGUUCUGGGACUGCAAAGCCUGCCAGCCCUAGCACACCCAAACUCUCCAGCCCUGGGACACCCAGACUCUCCAGCCCUGGAACACCCAGACUCUCCAGCCCUGGAACACCCAAACUCUCCAGCCCUGGAACACCCAAACUCUCCAGCCCUGGAACACCCAAACUCUCCAGCCCUGGGACACCCAAACUUUCCAGCCCUAGGACAGAAAAACCAGCAAGCCCUCAGACAGAAAAGCCUACCAACACUGGGAAAAACAAGAGUCCAGAUAAGAAAAAUGUUUUGACCACCCAGCGAACCUUUGACAGUGAGGAGGAGGAGCUGUACCAGAACUACCAGGAGAAGGCCUUACAUAAUGAUUCAGAUGAGGAUGCUGAUUCCAGAGAACCCAAACCUGAUAACGGCAUCGUGGUGCAGUACAGACCCAUACGCACCUCCUGGAGCCAGCUUAGUGUGGUAAAGAAAAGUGGCCUGUCUAACCGGAUGAGUCAGGAAGAACGCAAAAGACAGGAGGCCAUAUUUGAGGUGAUUUCUUCAGAGCACUCCUACCUCCACAGUCUGGAGAUCCUGAUUCGCAUGUUCAAGAACUCGGCAGAGCUCAGCGAGGCUAUGACCAAGACUGAACACCACCACCUUUUCUCAAACAUCACUGAUGUCUGUGAGGCUAGCAAAAAGUUUUUUAAGGAACUGGAGGAAAAACACCAACAGAACAUUGUGAUCGACGACAUCAGCGACAUCUUUUGCAAGCAUGCGCAGUCCAACUUUGAUCCUUAUGUCACAUACUGCUCCAAUGAGGUGUACCAGCAGAGAACCCUGCAGAGGCUUGUGUCCAAGAAUCCAGCAUUCAAGGAGGUGCUGACCAGAAUAGAGGGCCACCCAGACUGCAGGAACCUCCCCAUGAUCUCCUUCCUCAUCCUGCCUAUGCAGAGGAUCACUCGCCUGCCCCUGCUUAUGGAUACAAUUUGUCAGAAGACACCGAAAGACUCUGCACAAUAUGAAGAAUGUAAGAAGGCUUUACAAGCAGUCAGCAAGGUGGUAAGAAAGUGUAAUGAAGGAGCUCGCACAAUGGAGAGAACAGAGAUGAUGUACACUAUCAACUCUCAGCUGGACUUCAAGAUCAAGCCUUUCCCCCUGGUCUCAUCAUCCAGGUGGAUGGUGAAGAGAGGGGAGCUGACAGCCUUUGUGGAGGACAACGGUAUCUUCCUCAAGCGGACGUCACGGCAACAGGUCUAUUUCUUCCUCUUCAACGACGUCCUCAUUGUCACUAGAAAGAAGAGUGAGGAGAGUUACUCUGUGAUAGACUACGCUCUCAGGGACCAGAUCUGGGUGGGUUCCUGCCAGCCCGAGGAUCUCAACCUGUCACCGGUCAGAAGCACCACCAGCAUGCUGAGCUCACGGCAGACCGGCGCCAACCAUCUCUUCCGACUGCGUUUCCGUAGCAACCACUCUGGUGAAAAGGUGACCAUGAUCCUGGGGACAGAGUUGCUGAAUGAGCGUGCUCGAUGGAUCAGUGCUCUGGGCCAGAAUGUCAACAAUAAGAGGAGUCAGGACAGAACCAACGCCAUGCAGAUGGAGGUGAUCAGAACUUACACAGCCAAGCAGCCAGAUGAGCUGUCCCUACAGGUGGCUGAUGUGGUGUUAGUCUCGCAGACUGUAGAAGACGGCUGGUAUGAGGGAGAACGACUGCGUGACGGAGAGAGGGGAUGGUUCCUCGCAGAGUGUGCCGAACCAAUCACAUGCCAGGCCACCAUUGAGCGCAACAUGCAGAGGAUGGACCGCCUGCAGGGGCUGGAGACUAAUGUGUGAGCCGGAUGAGCUGGGCUACUUCAACCACGGAGGGGUUUUUUUUUUCGGCCGUUAGUGACUCCUUGACACACCAGUGACCUGACUUUCUAAGCAGUGAGCCCAGACAAAUGAGUUCAGUAACAGCAUCAGUGACCUGCCUUCAGGGACCGAGUUGGCCAGUAUGGGAGCUGCGUGGCUGCUUGGCUCACUCUUUUCAGCAGGAUACAGAUGGAGCCGUAAUUCAGACUUCUGUUUGGCGUCCAUUAAAUAGCAGGCAUGCUGUUUCAAAGCAACGGCUGCGUUCAGAACAAUCACAGUGAGAAGAACAGAGAGAUUUCCUUAAUUACUGAUCAGUCCCCUCUGUGGGCGGGAUAGCGACAGUGGCAUCUGUCACAUUCAUUAAUUCCCCGGUUGGUUGGAAAAACUUCACACCCACUGCCAAAGUCAUACAUAAGUACAUAACAACUGGUGGUAUGAAAUUUGUAAAUUUUGUAAUUUUUUGCAAACAUGUUUUUUUUUUUUUGGCGUGUAAGUAUGUGCAAUGUAAUAAGUGAGACUACAGUACCACUAUAGGAGGUAUAGUGUGAAAUCGUCAGCAGCCAGCUCUGUUAAUAAGCGUCAGGUCAUAUGAUUAGAAGCUUUUGUCAAUAACUGUUAGGAUGUUGAUUGUAAAAGUGAUAAUAAGCCAAGAUGGUGGGAUUGGCAGCUUCUGUACAGUGUGUGGGUGUGUAGUGUAGCAUCUGAUGGCAAAUGAAACUAUUACAAAGAUAUUUACAGGAAAAUACAAUAUGUUGUAUGUUUAGCCGCAGAAGGAAAAAAAAAAAGGUGCCAUUUGUCUGAAGCCUAAGGCACUUUUUGUAAAUAGAAUAAAUCAUAAGUAAUUGGAUAAUAUUACAGAUUACAGUCAUCUGAGAGUUAUAACCUCAUAUGUCAUCCCUGGGUUAAGCAGAGGGGCCAAGUAUCUGUUUUCUACCUCGCUGUUUGUCACCAGUUAAUGUCACUGUCAUGAAUCAGACUCUACAUUUAUGUCACAUAUGCCAUUAUUCUCUCCAUCCACUCAAUGAUUUGGACAGCCUGAAAUAUGACACACACUUGAUUCCAGCCAGAGGUGUAUAUAUAAAUACCCCCCCAUAGGAUUUAUAUGUGUGAUGUUAGAGAGGCAAGCUAAAAUUAAUUUGUGUGUGCUGAUGGUGAGUCCAGGAGAGACAAGCGGCCCUGCCCGGCCCUGCUUUUAACGUGAUUGUCCAGUGUGAGUCAUCUUUUUAGUGUUGCCCAGCCUAAGGAAAUGAAUAGCUUGGUCAGUGUGGUGAUAACACCAUCUAUCAAGCCCACUGCUCUGGCUCUGGCCCAAAUGACAACCACAUACUGUUGAGUUACAUAGAGCGAGGUGUGACGGUAGGGAGCAGAAGAGCACCCUGCAGGAUGGACAUGUCUGUUCAGACUCUCAAGAGACGAGGCUUUGCAUUUGCACUCAGGGAAAAUUAGCUAUGUGAUACCACACAUCUAAGCAUGAACUGAACUUUAUUUCAAUCAUUUCUUCUUUUUGUAACUAUUGUAAAUCACCUGUGUACAUGUAAAUAUGUAAAACAGUCAGAGAACACACAGAAUUGUGACAUGUAUGUUUUCCUAAAUACAGAUUUAUAUGCAGAAACUUGCUUAUUCAACCAUAUAUAUUUUAAUCAGACACUAUCAAUAAAAGCUUAAUUGCUUGGGGUCUA
Molecule: messenger RNA, 5155 nt
Organism: Thunnus maccoyii (southern bluefin tuna)
Lineage: Eukaryota; Metazoa; Chordata; Actinopteri; Scombriformes; Scombridae
Product: rho guanine nucleotide exchange factor 26-like
Exons: 15
Coding region: 360-3458 (1032 amino acids)
Biological process (GO): activation of GTPase activity
Molecular function (GO): protein binding; guanyl-nucleotide exchange factor activity
Source: RefSeq, a predicted model, not a curated record